AUGGCCGACGUCGCGCUUGAGAACCCGCCAAUCCACUACCGAUCCAUUUUCCUCUUCCUCUUCUACCUGUCUCUAAUCCUUUCCCUUGCUUUCACCUGCUGUCGCACCAUAUACGUUCGGUAUCAAGCACGGCAGAAGAACAAUGAUUGGGCCACUGGGCGGCGAACGCAUCUAUGGCUAUUUAUUUUCCUGGCUGCCAUGAGCCUCGGUUCGACAUGGUACUACAUGAUCUCGCUCUUCAUCCGCACGUACGAUGACUGGGCAGCUAGUCCGCAGGGAAUCCCCUAUGCAGGCAAAGACACGCCUCUGAUCACCCGACUGGGCCUCUGGCUCUACAACACGUAUAUCUUCCAAACAGCCUGGGAAACCGUAUCCGAGACGCCAGCGCGAGUCUGGUGGAGCGGGCAGAUCUUCGGGUGGACGAUUGGGUGGAGUCUUUUCCUCGGUGUUAUGGGCCGACGAUACCGCAUCCCCCACAUCUGGGUCUUCAUGCUCCUAGCCCAAGCCGUCGCCGUCUCCUUCUCAGCAAACCUCUUCUUCGCGGCCGUGGCCGUCUCAUCACGCGUCGACGAGAAAACACUCGCUUUCGCCUGGUCCCCGCCGCUCCUCUACGAAGCUGUCCCAGUUGCCCUUUCACUCCUCGACACCCUCGCCGUCCCGAUCUUCGCGUACCAGAAGGAAUUCAUGCUCAUCCUGCUGGCGCCGCACUUCCUAGUUUUUAUCCCUACGUUGCUGGGCCCGGGCCCGAAGGACUCGAGCGAGCCCACGACGAAAGCGCAGGGAGCGCGCGCGACCCGGCGCUACGUUGUCCUCAUGCAGUGGGUUGCGGCGGCUUCGGUGGUACUCCAGGCGUACUUUACUUUCCUGGCGAGGCGGGAACUGGGCACGGAGCUGUCGUUUGGUGAGUUUGCGAGGAAGCUCUGGGACACGGUCUAUGUGCACCCGGCUUGUAGCAGUGUCAGCUGGGAUGCGAUUAUGAGUGCCGUGAGCGCGUUUUUCUGGGCGCUUGUGCAUGGGUUUGAUUCGAGGAGGAUGGUUGGUGGGCUGUGA
Messenger RNA from Aspergillus mulundensis, 1050 nucleotides. RefSeq lists its product as uncharacterized. The record is from RefSeq and is a predicted model, not a curated record. Bases 1 to 1050 code for a protein of 349 amino acids. The transcript has 2 exons. Lineage: Eukaryota; Fungi; Ascomycota; Eurotiomycetes; Eurotiales; Aspergillaceae.